CAGUCAGAAGGGACUGAGGACUCAGAGGGAGAGAGUCAGCAACCGUCUCCAGAGAGAAGGCUGUUUCUCAGAAAGAAAGAAAAAAAAAAAGGAUACGGCAGCUGGGAGGGUUUGCAAAAGAGUAACAAGUGGUUAAUCAGAUUUAGGAGCUACAUUUUUUUUUUUUUUUUUCCUUUUUCGAAGUUUACAAAAGGAGACACGAUGAAGCUGAAGCUGAAGCUGCCAAAUCCGGGACUGGAUGACAGGAUCGCGUCCCACGGGGACCUGGAGAGGAUGGAGAAGGACGAGGCUGGGGACAGACCCCAGUGGGACAACAAAGCCCAGUACCUGCUCACCUGCGUGGGCUUCUGUGUGGGGCUCGGCAACGUCUGGAGGUUCCCCUACCUGUGUCAAAGUCACGGCGGAGGAGCGUUUAUGAUCCCGUUCCUGAUCCUGCUGGUUCUGGAGGGAAUCCCACUGCUGCACUUAGAGUUCGCCAUCGGUCAGCGUCUGCGGAAAGGCAGCGUGGGCGUAUGGAGAUCCAUCAAUCCUUAUCUGGCAGGAGUUGGCAUUGCCUCCAUGCUGGUGUCCUUCCUGGUGGGUGUCUACUACAACACCAUCAUGGCCUGGAUCAUGUGGUAUCUCUUCAACUCCUUCCAGGACCCUCUGCCCUGGAGCCAGUGUCCACUCAAUGCUAACAGGACAGGAUAUGUGGAGGAGUGUGCGCGGAGCACCACCGUCGACUACUUCUGGUACAGAGAAACGCUGAACACUUCGACAGCCAUCGAUGAGUCCGGGGGACUGCAGUGGUGGAUGGUUCUGGCCCUCAUCGCCGCCUGGACUGUGCUUUACAUCUGCUGCAUCAGGGGCAUCGAGACGACCGGCAAGGCUGUGUACAUCACCUCCACUUUGCCGUAUCUCGUCCUCACCAUCUUCCUCAUCCGGGGAUUGACUCUAAAAGGCUCUACAGAAGGAAUAAAGUACCUCUUCACACCAGAUGUAGAUGAACUAAUGAAUCCUUCAACCUGGCUGGAUGCAGGAGCCCAAGUGUUUUACUCCUUUUCGCUGGCUUUUGGAGGUCUCAUCUCCUUCUCCAGCUACAACUCUGUGCACAAUAACUGCGAGCAGGACGCUGUCCUCAUCUCCAUCAUCAACGGCUGCACAUCGGUGUACUCGGCAACGGUUAUCUACUCCAUCAUCGGCUUCAGGGCAACACAGAAAUACGAUGAAUGCUUCGGAGACAAUAUCUUGAAGUUGAUGAAUGCUUUCAACUACCCCGAGAACAACAUCACACAGAGCAACUACAACGAAAUUCUGACUCACCUCAACCACACGAGUCCGGAUGUCAUCCAGGGAUUGUCCUUACAGACCUGCGACAUGCAGACUUUCCUUAGCCAGGGUGUGGAAGGAACAGGACUGGCCUUCAUUGUCUUCACAGAAGCCAUCAUAGAGAUGCCGUUUUCCCCUCUUUGGUCUGUUCUCUUCUUCAUCAUGCUCUUCUGCCUCGGCCUCUCGACUAUGUUUGGCAGCAUUGAGGGUGUUAUAGCUCCUCUGCUGGAUCUCAAAGUGCUACCCAGGAGUUGGCCCAAAGAAGUUAUCAGUGGUCUGACGUGCUUCGUAUCUCUAGCUCUUGGACUCAUUUUCGCUCUUCGCUCUGGGAACUACUGGCUGGCUCUUUUUGACAAUUUUGCAGGCUCGAUUCCGCUCCUGGUCAUCGGAUUUUUUGAAAUGAUUUCUGUUGUCUACAUCUAUGGCAUGGAUAGGUUUAAUAAAGACCUUGAGUUUAUGAUCGGCCACAAACCCAAUAUCUUCUGGCAGGCGACGUGGAGAGUGAUUAGCCCCCUCAUCAUGAUUGUCAUUCUGAUUUUCUACUUUGUCACCCAAGUCACGAAGGAACUUACCUAUCUGGUCUGGGACCAGGAGGCGGAGAGCUUUCCCACCCUUGCUGAGCGUUACUACCCACAAUGGGUCUACAUCAUGAUCUUCAUCCUGGCUGGAGUUCCCAGUUUAGCCAUACCCUUCUUUGCCCUUUACAAACUCAUCCAGAGGAAAUUCUGCAAAAAGGACUACAGUGACAGUACAGUGGACACAGUCUCUGCCAAAAUACAAAUGAAUGACAAAAUGAAGUUUUAGAUAACUGUUCUUCUUUUGGCUAUUUAAUAUCAACAAACUUGUAAAUUAUGUUUAUUGGACUUUGCUGGUGUGUUGUAAUGAUACAACAGUACGCCGACGACUCACUGUUAUCUUUGAAAGGCAAAGACAGAGACUACUAAAUACUCCACAAGAACAGAGAGUUUUGUUCUCUCUGCCAUUGCUGCAAGAACGACGACUAAGUUCUUUCAGGCCAGGCCAAUUUGUACUUAACAACCCUUGUGCACAACUUCUAGAAAGCCAUCAUAGUUUUCCCAACAAUGUCUGUCAAGAACAAGCUUCAAGAACUCCUAAACCAGAGCUGUAAAAGCAGAAUCACGUCACUUUGUUCUUGCAUCCUUGGGAGAGCGAACAAAUGGCUCUGUUCUUACAAAGUAUGUAUAGGCCUUACGUUUUAGUGUUUUUACUAAAGAAAACAUCCAGUUAUGCCAUGCAAUGACAGCAGUAAAGAUAUUAUUGACUAGGUUAAGGUAUAAAGGGAUUGUGAAUAAUACACUUGUGUAGUAUGAAAACUUGUCGCACUGGGUGUACAACAUUGGCAACACAAACAGCAUGAGCGGCACAGGCUUGUACAUAAACAUGUACUUAAAGACAAACUAGUUAUAUGUCUGUAUGCUAGUACAGAAUAAACAUUGAAAUGAGACACUGAGCUCUGUAGAACCUUUAUGUUUAAAAUACUUUGGGAUAAAUAAGAAUUUGUUUAAUGGGAAAGUCACAUAGCAACACAAAUAAACUGUUUGAGUUGUUGAAAUAUCAGAAACAUUGUUGUAAGCACUAAAUUUAUUGAUCUUGUUUGUGGGUUCUGGUUGAUUUGAGUGGCACUGUUGGUGUUUGGGGACCUAGUUUGUAACAUGACUUGGGGUUUCUGUUAGAUAUAUUGGUGAGGAACCAUGCUGCUCUAGUGCGGGAAAUUCUCUUUUAACUGUACCCGUUGAAAUUAUUGCUUAAGAAACACCAAUGUCUAUUUUUGACCUUAAACUACUUCGACAAAUCUUUGCAGUUUCGUUUUACUUACCAUUAAAAGUAACAUUACAUGUUGGAUUUGUCCAGGUGUUCUCCACUUUCUGCGUAUUGUAUUCUGUACUAAACAAAAAAAAAAAAGGGAACUCAUCUUGUUAUAUCAAAACUGGCAUCAUCUUUGUUUGCACAGCCAACAUUUUGGAGGUUGCGCGCUAACCCUAAAGGCUUCAAGUGUUUUUCCAAUAAUGUACAACAUAGCUUAGCUAAACCUGAUAGUUAAGCUAGGUUUAUUAAACGUCUCUUAAGUUCAAGAAUUGAAAUGCCAGAAUUUUAAAACAGCUUUUGGAGUAAAUAUUUUGAGCUAAUAAAAAUCACUGUUUGUUUUUAAGCUAAUUCAGCUGCUUGUAGCUCAGAAACAUUAAGCUAGCUUGAGGUUUAUGAGCUUCAAUGCAAAAAUGCAAUACAGACAUAAAAUAACCUUAUUUCUAUGUCUUGCUAUUCUUUUGAUAUUGUGUUUAAAUUGUUUUUUUCUAAUAUGUUCAAAAUGAUGGUUUUAAUAUUGUACAUAAGCAUUUUAGAUGGAUAGUUUCUGUUCACACGUUUGAACACUACCUAAUGUUUUACAUUUCUGUGAUUGGAAAAAUGUAAUAUUACUUUGUCGAAGGGGUUUACUGUUUUUUAGGCACUGCUUGACAAAAAUUAGUCCCCGGGUUAAUUUAUUUCAGGUGGCACGUAUAUUGCCGCUCCACAUUUACAGUUGACGUGACAUGUAUGUGCUCAUUUGCUCAGAUAUAAAUCAAAAAUAAAAAACACGCAGAACACAA
Messenger RNA from Xiphophorus hellerii (green swordtail), 3914 nucleotides. Its product is annotated as sodium-dependent neutral amino acid transporter B(0)AT1-like. The transcript is spliced from 13 exons. The coding region runs from base 202 to 2112 and encodes 636 amino acids. The record is from RefSeq and is a predicted model, not a curated record. Lineage: Eukaryota; Metazoa; Chordata; Actinopteri; Cyprinodontiformes; Poeciliidae. Gene Ontology annotation, molecular function: neutral L-amino acid transmembrane transporter activity. Gene Ontology annotation, cellular component: apical plasma membrane; plasma membrane; brush border membrane. Gene Ontology annotation, biological process: neutral amino acid transport; nitrogen compound transport; sodium ion transmembrane transport.